Vollenhovia emeryi is the source of this 2101-nucleotide messenger RNA. RefSeq lists its product as uncharacterized. The transcript has 2 exons. Bases 1 to 2052 code for a protein of 683 amino acids. Lineage: Eukaryota; Metazoa; Arthropoda; Insecta; Hymenoptera; Formicidae. The record is from RefSeq and is a predicted model, not a curated record.
AUGGGAGUGGAUCGACGCGGUAACUAUCGCGGUAAAUGUACCGCAUGUGACUGCGAUGAAUUUGAAUUACCUCCCGUGGAUGACACAAACAUGUGUUUAUUUUGCGGGCAUCAUUCGCCUUUACACGAACGUGUGAAUGAAACUUGUAUUCGUGAAGAAAAUUUGAUGGGCAAUGAAGAUUCUCGACAGACUGUUCCAUUGACUGUGCAAUGUGCCAGCAAUACAGUAUCAGAGGGCAAUGGUACUGUAUCAUAUGAAGAAAAUACUUCGGACGUGCAAUCUGCCAGCAAUCCAAUAGAGCAACAGGACAAUCCAACUACAGCUCAGGAAAAUAAUUCGGAAGUAAGAAUUUAUGAGUGUUUGCUGUGUGGAUUAAUUUAUAACAAGAAAGCGCGUUUAAUACACCACAUAAAUGUAGUACACACACAUAGAUCAAAACACACCAUAAUUUGUUAUUGCCGUAAAUGUAAUUUAUAUUUUUCAGUAUUAACAGAAUUUAAGUCACAUAAAUAUGUUGCCUUACCACUUGCAUAUGAUAUACCAGUAGAAUUACAACAAAAUGAAACUAAUACCGACAUUGACAAUGUAAAUGUAAUGUCAGAUUUGCAUGAAAAAGAACUCAACCUAGCCGAUAGAAUUUUAGAUUUCUGUGUACUUCUAGAGGCAAAGCAUAAAGUUCCUAAAGUAGCAAUAAACGCAAUGGUAAAUUUUCUUGGCUGUAUUGGUCAUGAAAAUGAUAUUUCUUUGUCAGUUACAGAUAGAUUACGUAAACGGCAAUUGUCAAAAAAUGGUGUGUAUCUAAAUCCAAAACAAAUACAUCUUCCUGAUGGCACUAGUGGAUAUGUAAUAUCAGUUAUUGAUAUAAUUCGGAAUUUAGCAAAAUUCAAUGAAAAUUUGUCUUUCUUCAGAAAGAAUGCUCCAUUAUCAGAUAAUCGCAUAACUGAUGUAAUGCAGGGUCAAAGGUACAGGAAUCAUCCUGGACAGGUAGCGCAUGAAAAAAAUAAUAUUGCUUUGUUAUUAUACAACGAUGAUAUUGAAUUAUGUAAUCCAAUCGGCAUGCAUAGAGGUCUGAACAAAAUAUGUUUAUUUUACGUGACAGUACUGAAUAUUCCUGUCCAAUUGCGGUCACGUUUAGCAGCCACAUUUUGUAUAGCUGUGUGUUCAAGUAAAUCCAUGAAAUCUUUUAAAGCCCAUGAAAUUCUUCUUAACGAUUUCAUUUCUGAAUUAAAAAUACUUGCUAGUACAGGAAUUACAAUUCCUUCUGAUUCAUAUGGAGAAAAAUUUUAUGGCUAUUUAUUUGCAUAUCAUGGCGAUGCAUUAGCAGUACAUCAGUUAUGUGGUUUUAAGGAAUGUUUUUCUCCUCUCGUUAAGCAACAAUGUCGAAUGUGUACUGCGUCAAGCGAAUUAUUUCCUACAUUAUCAUAUCAUUAUCAGUGUCCUGUGCGAGAUGAAGUGCAAUAUUAUAAAAUUGUCGAUGAAAUGAAAAAAACGAGGAGGGACAAGACCUUGUAUUCGAAGAAGUCUCGAGAUAAUGGAAUUAAGCGAGAUAACAUUUUUCGAGAGAUUCCUUUCUUUAAUAUAUUCAAAGACGUUUUGUAUGAUCCUAUGCACAUAUUAUUAGAAGGUAUUGUUCCUAAAGAAAUAAGCCUGCUCCUAAAAGCUGUUGUUUCGCAACGUCUCAUCAAGCGUGAUCACCUGAAUUCUCUGAUUAGUAAUUUUAAAUUCCACAAAAGCAUUCCAAGUGGUGAAAAGCCUCGCCUUAUUCCUCAAGAUUUUUCUAUAUCAGGGACCAGUAAAGCAAACUUUACACUAAUGUAUCAUUUGCCGAUUCUUUUGCAUCGUGACAUUCCUACUGAUAAUCAGCACUGGCAGUGUUUUCUUUUGCUAAUCGCAAUUGUUAAAUUGAUAUGGUCACCUAUAUUAACAGUUGAAUCUUUAGCUGCGAUAGAAGUUCAUGAACAUCAAAAUCUGUAUGUGAAAUUGUACCCAGGUCAUUUCUCUCCUAAGUUGCACAUGGGUCAUUCCAUAUCAGAUUUACAAUCAAAAUUUUGAUUCGCCUGAAAAUUUUUUUCUCGUUCUAGAAAGGAAAAAAAAUGACACG